This is a messenger RNA of Cydia pomonella (codling moth), 4488 nucleotides long. It is a transcript of the gene Hex-A, whose product is annotated as hexokinase type 2. Gene Ontology annotation, biological process: glucose 6-phosphate metabolic process; glycolytic process; intracellular glucose homeostasis. The coding region runs from base 466 to 1824 and encodes 452 amino acids. Gene Ontology annotation, cellular component: mitochondrion; cytosol. NCBI's taxonomy places the organism in Eukaryota, Metazoa, Arthropoda, Insecta, Lepidoptera, Tortricidae. Gene Ontology annotation, molecular function: D-glucose binding; ATP binding; mannokinase activity. The record is from RefSeq and is a predicted model, not a curated record. The transcript is spliced from 9 exons.
AGAAAACAAUGUAUUUCAUAUCCAUUUACGUUCUAGCUGUCAAAGUGUAAACCGACUCUCAAAAGUCGUGUCGAGUGUAUUUUUCUUUGGUUACCAUCCAAGUUUCCCGAUUCGGAGUGCCAAAGUACGCUUUACGUAACCACAUUCGCUAACAGUUCGUUGUAGACCACCACACUAGAACAAUAAAAUUAUCAGACAACGCCGUUUAUUGUUCAGAAAAAUUUCUUCAUAACAUAGAUAAUUCAAUAACAACUCCGUUGUCGUCAAAUAGUUAUAAUACGGGGGUCUUAUUAAGAUAAAGAUUAUAUUGUGUUAGCCGUAAAGAUAAAGGAUUUUAUUGUUGUUGUGUGUAGAAAAGGCGGUAUUAUUGAAGUUUUUUGCGUAUUUCCUGUCGAAGUGUUAGUUCACUAACUUCAGUGCAACGGGGAGCUUCAUUCAAGAUUCGUGUUUUGGAGAAGAAGAAACAUGUCCAACGACUUUGUGAAUUUUAAGAUCCGCGAGGAAUGCGAGAUUUUCCAGUGGUCCGACAAGCAGCUUCGGGAGAUCAUGGUGCGCCUCCACAGCGCCAUUGAGAAGGGUCUCGGCAGAGAUACCCAUGAAUCCUCCAUUGUCAAGUGCUGGAUCACUUACAUACAAGACUUACCCAAUGGAAAAGAACGCGGUAAAUUUUUGGCGUUAGAUUUGGGCGGAACCAACUUCAGAGUAUUAAUAAUAAAUUUAGGUGAUAAUCACUUCGAUAUGCAGUCCAAAAUUUAUGCCAUACCUCAACACAUCAUGACUGGUACUGGAAUAGCUCUGUUCGAUCACAUAGCCGAGUGCUUAGCCAAUUUUAUGAAGGAACACGGAGUGUAUGAAGAACGUUUGGCGCUCGGAUUCACAUUCAGUUUCCCGCUAAAACAGCUUGGUCUCACGAAAGGCAUUUUACAACGUUGGACAAAAGGAUUCUCUUGCUCUGGCGUUGUUGGCACAGAUGUCGUCCAAGGAUUAAAAGACGCCAUCGCGAGACGCGGAGACGUACAGAUUGACAUAUGCGCUAUUCUGAAUGACACCACGGGUACAUUGAUGUCUUGCGCUUGGAAAAACCACAACUGCAAAAUAGGACUCAUCGUUGGUACCGGCAGCAACGCGUGCUAUGUUGAGAAGACGGAAGCCUGUGAGACAUUUGAAGGUGGUAUGAGCAAGCAAGACAUGGUUGUAAACACAGAGUGGGGUGCAUUUGGAGAUGAUGGAGCACUUGACUUUGUACGCACAGAGUUUGACCGCGAAAUCGACCAACAUUCCGUUAACCCAGGCAAACAAAUUCAGGAGAAGAUGAUAUCUGGCAUGUAUAUGGGAGAACUGGUCCGUCUUGCCCUCGUGAAGUUCACGCGGAUGGGUCUACUCUUUGGAGGUCGCGGCUCGGAUCUUUUCUUCCAACGAGGCAGCUUCUACACUAAAUACGUUUCCGAAAUUGAGUCUGACAAACCCGGAGAUUUCACGAGCUGCAUGGAGGUGCUUGAGGAAUUGGGGCUGUCCCAUGCCACGGAGGCUGACAUGGCGGCUGUGCGACACGUGUGCGAAUGCGUCUCACGGCGGGCCGCACACCUCGUGUCCGCCGGGCUCGCGGUCCUCAUCAACAAGAUGGGCGAGCCGCGCGUCACCGUUGGCAUCGACGGCUCUGUCUACAGGUUCCACCCGCACUUCCACGCGCUCAUGUGCGAUAAGAUCGCACAGCUGAUCCGGCCUGGGCUACAGUUUGACCUCAUGCUAUCAGAGGACGGGAGCGGGCGUGGGGCGGCGCUGGUGGCGGCGGUGGCGUGCCGCGAGAUCCAAAAGGCCGCGUAAGCCGCUGACCCUCUCCGUCCCACUGAACCUUCACCACCGACGUGGCUGGGAUCUCACGUUUCCUAGGUUAGGCCGUAGCUCGAGUGAGGGUUUCCCAAAACUUUUAGCUUCUAACAUUUUUAACAGUUGUGACCAAAGUAUUUAUUUCAAUCUGAUGGAAACAGCCCGGACUAGAUGCUGGACAUCUUAGUUUUUUUUUUUUUUUUGUGGGGCGGAAGUAACGGUCCUAAAUCAGUUUUAUUCUCCCAUACGUUCGGGUUACAUAAUUAGGAUAAUGUAGAGUAUUAUAACCUUAAAGUAGCGCACCAAAGACGCGACUGCGCUUGUCCGGUCUGGCGACGGUUAGAUAGAUUUAAUACUUUUUAUUGGUCUCAAAUAUAAGUAUCUAAGGGAAAUCGCCUCUAGUGGUCGGAGCAUUUUAAUGUAAGCAACAAAUGUAUAUUGGGUCAGUAGAUGAAAAGACCGCUUCCGGUGAUAUUUUGGAAAGUCUUCAGCUUAUGUGUACUAUGGCUCUAUGUCCAAAAGUACUUUUUAGAUGGACACUAAGAUCCUAACAAAAACUUUUAUAUCGAUGUCGAAAAGAUUUUAUUGUACUUAUAUUUGUAAUUAGUCUAGUCACAAACCAGGAUCAAGAUCUGUUUUUACAUCUUCUUCAGUCUUAAAUUUCCUCUCGCCAUUUGUGUAUUGAGGGUACUUGUAAAAGACUGAUUAUUAUCCAUCUGCUUGUCCUGGUUUUUUACACUUGUAAUAAUAUUGAUCUUAGUGUCGGCCUCCGCGCACUGCAUUCCCAUUCGCAGUUUCGUAGCCAGCAGUGCAGAGACCUGGCCCAACCAUCAGCGAUAUGUUUCCUUUUAUUAGCAAUAAGUAGAUAAAAAAUGUACUUUAACGGAGAGAAAGCUCUUGUAUUUUAUAACGCUGUUGAAAUUUGAGUAAGAAAAUAUUGUUAAUUAUAUUAGUCUUAUACAAAACAUCACAUACGAGAAGCAAACUAUCUGUUGAUGCCAUUAUUUAUUUAAGUAUUUUUGUACAAAUCAUUAACAAAAAAAAAAACGAAUAAGCAAGAACAACACAAGCUACCCUAAGUCCAAGACUUACUGUGAUGCCAUAAGAAAUUAUUUAGAGGUGUUUUAUAGGUAACAUUGUACGAGUAUCUAACAUUACACGAGAAUCUCAGUUACGUCUCUGCGGAUAUUGUAAGUGUAGUGUGCCAUUGUUUUUGAUCAUUCCAUGUGUAGGACACCACAAGCAAUCACUCUCAUUUGUCUAUCAACUGGCAUCCAAAUAGGUAGAGUCGAACCCCCUUAUUCAUAAACGUGUACUAAAGUUCCCUUUCCGACGUAUGGGUAUGAUGGAAAGGGACAAAACGAUUAUUAGCGGCAUCGUACCUUUAGUACACGUUUAUGAAUAAGGGGGUAAGUAUUUAUAACACAACACAAGGUAGUUUGCAAUUUCUCUUAGUUCGUAUCUGUUUAGUGAUAAUUUACCGUCAUUUCAUAAAAUGAUCCAAAAAUGACACAUUUUAAUCCCAGGUAGAAAAAGCUGCAUUAAUAUAACUUUAGUUUAUUGAUAUUUAACUGUGAUAGAGCUAGAAAUAUGUUUUAAAGAUUUUUCGUUAGUCUUUUUUAUCUAAUACAUCUUAUUUUUUGGUGAUAUGUUUGACAUAGUUACUUAAUAUAUCUACAAAAACAAUGAUAUAGCAUAGUUUAAAGAUUACAAAAUGCAAAAUUGUGUUAAAUCAGGUUUUUUAAUGUUUAUUCGGUCAAUAAUUACUUAAAUACUACCGCCACGUAUGCCCUCUUAAUCCAUAGCAUCAUCAGUAGUUCCUAGUUUUCAAUAGGUGCAUUUUUAAGUACGUAUGCGUAUUGUCAGUAUAAGUUUGUUGCAUGCUGUGUAACGCAGUUGUUAUUUUAAAUUAUUUAGAAUUAAGUAAUCUUUUAAGAUAUUUGGUAUCUACGCAGCGCAUACUAAAUACAUUAGAUUAGAAGUCUGUUAUUUAUUUAGCAGACUUAAUACUAAGUUCAAUCGAGUGAAAUUAUUGCGCUCAUAAAUAACUAAGUUGUAUAAUUAAUCAUGUAUAUGAUUUGCUCAAAGCUCCAAACAACAAAACAGUUUUAAGUUUUUAAAUUCUUAUUUACAUGUUAAAACUUAAUCCAAAAACCCUAAGAAUGCACAAAUAAAUCGGAGUAAUUUUAGUAUACAUUCGAUUCGUCUGAAUCAUGACUCGUUGAGCAGUAUUGUGUGUAGUUUAAUGAGUAAUGAGUUACAACGCUACAUCAGUGUCCGCGUGAAACGGCUAGUUCUACAUUCCAUAGGGCCUUUGAAGCUCCUAGGUUCAGUAUAGUCGUAUGAAUUCAUCGAAUCAAACAGCAAAAAUUUACACGCAUAUCAAUAUCACAUCUUUUAUUAUGAGACAAUAAUCAUGGAUUCCUUGUAUGUAAUAAAUAGGUUUAGAUUUAUGUUUGUAUGGCCUGGCGCCCGAUUUGGUUAUUGCUUCAUUACACAUUGUGUAAAUAAUAAAUAUGAAUAGAUAUCUAUAUAUACUAAAUAUCAUAAAAUCAUGAAUUAAUUUAUGUGAAAGAGAAUGAAUAUAGAUAGCUCUUUUUUGUGUGAGAGCUGUGAGCAAUGUUACUUAUUUCAAGAAUAAAUUUAUAUAAAUUUACCAAC